Messenger RNA from Magallana angulata, 2326 nucleotides. RefSeq names its product receptor for retinol uptake stra6-like. Gene Ontology annotation, cellular component: plasma membrane. NCBI's taxonomy places the organism in Eukaryota, Metazoa, Mollusca, Bivalvia, Ostreida, Ostreidae. Gene Ontology annotation, biological process: vitamin A import into cell. Bases 198 to 2216 code for a protein of 672 amino acids. The transcript is spliced from 18 exons. Gene Ontology annotation, molecular function: signaling receptor activity; retinol transmembrane transporter activity. The record is from RefSeq and is a predicted model, not a curated record.
AAAACGUUUAAACAGAGCAAUGCUCCACAUAAGCUUAUCGAACGAAUUUAAAUCCCACGGACAACGAUUGCAAAAGUCAGGGAUGGUACACCUUUUCAUCGUCAAAAUAAUGUUGAACAGUCACUUAUAAGUUGGGAUGGGGAAUACUAGUAAAUGAAAUAUUAACGUGAAAGAUUUGAAAUUCUCUCCUCCGGACCAUGGCGUCCAUUGCAGAGCUCCUGAGAAAUUACCUGGAUUUUCCGGUCAAUACAACUUUCACUUACACGGUGACCCUAGAAGCUUGUCCUAGGAUUUUCCCACAUCAAGAGUUUCGACUCUUCUUGCUAAUUCCAGCGGCCAUUUCGACAUUGAUUUUGGCAUUUUCAACCAGACGAACGAAUAAAAUUUUACAUGUAUUAAAUGGGCGCCCAGGACUCAUAUCUCCAAUGGAUAUUCUUAAAACGUCCCAUCGUUUUUCCUACGCAGCUGCAUUUGGAACAUUAGCCCGACUUUGUUCUGACAUUGUGUUUGAUUCGAAAUACGCUUUUAACUACAUUGGACCAACAUACCUAAAAGUGUUUAUUGCCCUAGUCUCGAUGUUAAUAUACGGCUUGGGGUACUUUCCUUUAUUUGCCGGAAUUACCACAGCAAGUCCCCUUGGAUAUCUGGUAGCAACUCUAUUCUCGUGGGUUUUUACGGCUGAGUUUUUUUCAAACACCUUUUGUAAACAACAGCUGGAUAUUUCCUACUUGGUCCUAAUUGUUGGGGUACUUCCGGAAAUGUUAUGUUUCCUCUAUCUCAGCUUCAGCCUUCCUGUCAGAUUCGUUAUCUCCCUUGCAAAACCCAAAAGGAAAACCAAACUGGCAGUUGACUUUGAGAGUAGCGAGGAUCUGUAUGAAUCCAUUCGCAAGUCCUAUCAAGGGAUCCACGUCACAAAGUUGAUUCAGAGACCGCCACCCCCUCCCUCACCUCCGGAGGGAAUAAAGGAAAAGCUUACACAUUUGCUCACAUCCAUUUCAGAAAAGAUUUUCUACAAACGGACAAAAGGUUUCCGUUAUUCGGCCAGGAUGAUAAGUGUAAUGGCUGUUGGAUUUAUCUUGCUAUAUCAGGUCACAUUUUUCCUUUUUAUUGUGUUCUAUCAAAUAUUCGAUUACGCAGAGAAGGGUUUGAGCGCCAGUCUCGAUAUUAUUGGACGGCAAAUAACAACAGAAGAAGAUCCUGCUGUAACAAACCUCAGAACGGGCAUUUACGUGUCAUAUUAUUUCAUUAUAGCUUUCAGAGGUUGUUUUUUUACUUCGAUAAUGGUUGCAUUCGCCAUCAAUGCUGUUUUUCUGCUUCACUAUUUGACCUCGUACAGGGAAAAUUUGCUUUCGCUGUACAAGGGAGACAAUAAGCAUCUAACACCGAGGACCGAGAAGUCCAACGCUAGCCUGAUCGUUGGGAGCAUGAGAUAUGCAGGGUACCAGGUUGGCUAUAUUGGAUGGGGGUUUUUCAUCCAGUUUCUUUUGCUGUUGAUUUUUUCCGUUGCUAUUGCAACGGUUGUGACUUUAUGGGGUAUUCUAGAUAACUUCAUUUUGGAACAAAUAAUGAGGCUAUGGCCCGUUCUGUUGACUUCCUUGGUGUUAAACAUGGUUCAACUUUUGCUGUCAAAGUUUCUGUUCCUACAGGAAAACGGCGAGAUAUUGGCCAUGGAUAACAGGCGCCUCUUCUUCAUCUUCACAUACUUUAUGUUCUUUUACAACAUUUUCAUUGGAAUAUUUUCUUGUUUGAUGAGGAUCAUAAAAUCCAUCAUCCUGGGAGCUUUAUUCCUUCCUCGACUGGACCACAGCACCCUUCCUAGAAAAUUCCAACAAAUGGACCCCGGUUUCGAUGCAUAUUGUGGAUUCAUGCAUGUAGAGAGUACUCAUACCAAUCCUGUUGCUAUGGUUUUCAUCAGUAUUUUACAAGCGGAAUCGCUUACGUCAUUGAAAAGGAAGAAAAGCAACAACAGUGAUAUUAUUCCUUUGGAUGAGAAACAAGAAAUGUUGGACCGUAAGAGACGAAAAGCCAAAUGGAAGUGGCUACUCGCGUACACUCUCGUGAAUAACCCGGAAAUCUCCUUACAACGAAGGCUGGUCUUAGCAAAAGAACGCAACGAGAAUGUGAAGGAAAUUUUCUUCUCUCACUCAAUUUUGUAUUCUGAAGAACCAACGAAAGUAGACAUGGACCAAAUAAUCAUACUGGAAGAAAGAUUGUAGCCCUACAGGCUCAAAUGCAUCAUGCGGCAGUGUGAACAAUCAUUGACUCUUCACUUACACCAUUUCAACAAAAUACACAUGAAAAGCAUUCAUAAUUUUUUAGUAGUACA